Molecule: messenger RNA, 1796 nt
Organism: Columba livia (rock pigeon)
Lineage: Eukaryota; Metazoa; Chordata; Aves; Columbiformes; Columbidae
Product: phospholipid scramblase 1
Exons: 11
Coding region: 381-1409 (342 amino acids)
Biological process (GO): plasma membrane phospholipid scrambling
Cellular component (GO): plasma membrane
Molecular function (GO): phospholipid scramblase activity
Source: RefSeq, a predicted model, not a curated record
GUUCACUGGAGAAAAUAAAAAGGUACUGAGCAUUUCAGCUCACCGAUCUAACAGAGAAGCACUGCCUGUCAGUCAUAAUACCAGCGAUCAUAGUCGGAUAAGAAGUGGAGCAUUAUUUGAUAUGGCAAGGACUGGCAAUUGACUGGCAUUGUGUGAAUCAUGGCAUCUUUUUUUCUGCCACCACAGAUAUUAAACAUGCUGAUCUGUAAACAGCACGGACUUCAGUAUCAGCAACAUCAUAACGUCAUUCUUGUGAGGGCUUGACUUUGUUACAGGAAGGAGCUGGAGCCCAGCCGAGCUCUGUUCCUGGCACCCAGGCAAACACACAGCUCCAGCUCUGGGAGGCAGAGCUGGGAAAGCAGGGCUGCUGCCUGCCAGCAAUGGUUAUUGAUUGGGGCUUCCCUGCACUCCUGGUAUUCCUGCAGAAGCUGUUAGGACUGGUGUGGCCUUUCUUGCUAACAAUUAUAAGCAGAUCCACGGCAAUGCAAGCACAUAACCCUGCCCCAGCACCUGGAUUUCCAAAUAUAAGCUAUGCUCCAGGAAAUCAAGUCCCUUACGGCUACCCGCAGCAUGCACCUGGGAGUUACCAAGGUGUUGCAGGUGCAGAGAGCUAUGGCUUCCAGGUUCCAGCCAUGGGAGUCCCACCUGGACUUGCUGUUCCACCCAUCCAGAACCAACCCUUUGUGAAGGAGGGGACAAUCUGGAUGCCUGUCCCACCUCCUCUCCCCAACUGCCCUCCUGGACUGGAAUACCUCACACAGAUUGACCAGAUAUUAAUUCAUCAGCAAAUUGAACUUCUUGAGAUUUUGACUGGCUUUGAAACAAACAACAAAUACGAAAUCAAGAAUACUCUGGGGCAAAGGGUGUACUUUGCAGCAGAGGACACUGACUGCUGUACCAGGAAUUGCUGUGGGCCAUCACGACCCUUCACCCUCCGGAUCAUAGACAACCUGGGCCACGAGGUGAUAACACUGCAGAGACCCCUCCGAUGUUCUUCGUGCUGCUUUCCCUGCUGCUUACAGGAGCUGGAAGUUCAGGCACCUCCAGGAACACCGGUUGGUUAUGUCGUCCAGAACUGGCAUCCCUGCCUGCCAAAAUUUACCAUUCAAAAUGAGAAAAAAAUGGAUAUACUGAAAAUCAUUGGCCCAUGUGUUGUCUGCAGCUGUUGUGAGGACAUUAAUUUUGAGGUGAAGUCUGUGGAUGAGACUGCUACUGUUGGGAGGAUUUCUAAGCAGUGGACUGGCUUUGUGAGAGAAGCCUUUACAGAUGCAGAUAACUUUGGAAUCACAUUCCCAAUGGACCUUGAUGUAAAAAUGAAAGCUGUCAUGAUUGGUGCUUGCUUCCUUAUUGACUUCAUGUUUUUCGAGCAUGCUGGUGAUAAGAAACAGCGAGCAGGAGUUUGGCAAUGAAAUCUAGAACUUCUGUGUAGAAGGAAGAAGAACAUAUAUCUCCCAGUUUUCCAGUGAAUUGCAGAGCUCCUGUAAGAAUGUGAGAAAUGUACAUCUUGUGCGUGUAGUUAUAUUUCUAUAAACUAAAAGCUUUAUGGUCUUUUUGUUUUUUAAACUGACGAAAUAAUUUGUUAUAUUCAAAUAACCCAUUGUACAGAUCAAUAUUGUGAUUUAUACAAAUAUAUAUAUCAACAAUUUUUUGCAAGAAAUUUACAACUCUGAAAUAACUAAUUACAGUUACUUUAAUUCCUAAAGAAGAAGACUAUUUCUAUAGACUGUUUCUAUAUUCAAUGUUAAUAUAAGCAGUGAGCCUAAUAAAGAAAUCCAGAUCUUUUCCUGUGUAUCCUU